CAAUCUUCAUCAAUCUCUCCGAUGGCUCCUCGUGUUCAUGGUGGAAAAGGAAGGGGAAGAGGAAGAGGAAGGGGACAGAAGUCUCCGGCAAAGCGACCCACUAUCCCAAGUCGACCCACUUUUUCCGGUGUGUCGAAUCGAAGACCUAUAAGCUUUUCCUCACAAUCGACUCAAGUCAAAGGCUCUGUCUCCUCUGUUCAUCAGUUAGCCUCCGGAUCUCCUCACGCAGUUCAGUUUCCAGCGCCGGUUCAGUCUCCAAGGCCGAUUCAGUCUCCAACCGUGAAUCAACAACGACCACCUCUUCAGAUCAACAAGUACACAAUCCCUUCAGAACAAGAAGAUGAUCACCACAACGACAAUGAUCAAGAUUUGAUCGAAGGGCUAGGAACGCACACUGACAUGAGUUGCAUCACGAUCGUUGAUCAAGAUGACAUCGGAGGUCUUCAAGUCAGAACCAGAGAUGGGAUUGGUCUGAUGGAUAUUAAUCCUAAAGACGAAGCUCUUGUCGUCAAUUCGCAGAAACCUGCGACUAAACGAUGCGAUCAAUUGUUGCGAUCUGCGACUGAAAUUUUUGAUCGCAGGAUUCGUCGUCGGAGGCGAAAGAGAAACUUUCUCCGAUUCGUCACAGUACAAACUCCACCGGAACUUCCUCUUUCUUUGCCGGAAUCAUCACUCCAAGCCGAAGAUCCACCACCGGAAACCUCUACUCCUCCAGCCAAAGUCGAAAAGAAUGAGAUUCAGAGUUUAAACUCGGAACACACCGACAACUCCAAGCUAGUUCCUACUCAUAUCUUAAUAAGCCCUUCUUCUUUCCAAGAGCUACUUCAGACUGUGGAGUUUGACAAAGUUAGAGCUACUUCAGCAGGCUUUGAGGCUCUUCUACUAGUGGCGGAGCGGAGAGCGAUGGAAGCGCAGAAGAUACUUCAACGGAAGGGAAAAGCUUUGGAAUUGGAGGAAGAAGCUGACAAGGAAAAGCUCGCUGAAGCUAAACCUAGUUUACUCGUUCAAGCAACUCAGCUCAAGCGAGAUGUUCCUCAAGUUAGUGCUACUGAGCAAAUCAUCUUACAAGAGAAAGAGAUGAUGGAGCAUUUAUCUGAUAAGAAGACGCUUAUGUCUGUUCGUGAAUUGGCCAAAGGUAUCACUUAUACAGAGCCUCUCUUAACUGGGUGGAAACCUCCUUUGCAUAUUAGGAAGAUGUCGAAUAAGCAGAGAGAUUUUAUUAGGAAGCAAUGGCAUAUUAUUGUUAAUGGUGAUGAUAUUCCUCCUCCUAUCAAGAACUUUAAGGAUAUGAAGUUUCCUAGACCUGUUCUUGAUACCCUUAAGGAGAAAGGAAUUGUGCAGCCUACUCCUAUUCAAGUUCAGGGUCUUCCUGUGAUUUUGGCUGGGAGGGAUAUGAUUGGGAUUGCGUUUACUGGUUCUGGAAAGACUUUGGUUUUCGUGCUUCCCAUGAUCAUGAUUGCUCUCCAGGAAGAGAUGAUGAUGCCUAUUGCUGCGGGAGAAGGUCCUAUUGGGCUUAUUGUUUGCCCUUCUAGAGAGCUUGCUAGGCAGACUUAUGAAGUGGUUGAGCAGUUUGUGGCUCCUUUGGUCGAGGCUGGAUACCCGCCAUUGAGGUCGUUGCUAUGUAUUGGUGGAAUUGAUAUGAGAUCCCAGUUGGAGGUUGUCAAGAGAGGUGUCCACAUCGUUGUUGCAACCCCUGGGAGGUUAAAGGAUAUGCUCGCCAAGAAAAAGAUGAGCUUAGAUGCUUGCAGGUACCUGACACUAGAUGAGGCAGAUAGGUUGGUUGAUUUGGGUUUCGAAGAUGACAUAAGGGAAGUCUUUGACCACUUUAAGUCUCAACGUCAAACACUUUUGUUUUCUGCCACAAUGCCCACAAAGAUUCAAAUCUUUGCCAGAAGUGCUCUGGUGAAACCUGUGACUGUUAAUGUAGGAAGAGCUGGAGCUGCGAAUCUCGAUGUGAUCCAGGAGGUAGAAUACGUCAAACAAGAAGCAAAGAUUGUUUACCUCCUCGAGUGUCUACAGAAAACCUCUCCACCGGUUUUAAUAUUCUGUGAGAACAAAGCUGAUGUUGAUGAUAUUCACGAGUACUUGUUACUGAAAGGAGUGGAAGCAGUGGCCAUCCAUGGAGGGAAAGAUCAAGAAGACAGAGAGUACGCAAUCUCUUCGUUUAAAGCUGGGAAAAAAGAUGUGUUGGUCGCAACUGAUGUUGCUUCAAAGGGUCUAGAUUUCCCUGAUAUACAACACGUAAUCAACUACGACAUGCCAGCAGAGAUUGAGAACUAUGUGCAUAGGAUAGGACGAACAGGUCGGUGUGGGAAAACUGGGAUAGCAACUACAUUUAUAAACAAGAAUCAAAGCGAAACGACGCUGCUCGAUUUGAAACACUUGUUGCAAGAAGCUAAACAGAGGAUUCCACCUGUCCUUGCUGAGCUGAAUGAUCCAAUGGAAGAAGCAGAGACCAUUGCGAAUGCAAGUGGUGUCAAGGGUUGUGCGUAUUGUGGUGGUCUUGGACAUCGUAUUCGAGACUGUCCAAAACUUGAGCACCAGAAGAGUGUGGCCAUAUCUAACUCUAGAAAAGACUAUUUUGGCUCUGGUGGCUAUAGAGGAGAAAUAUAAUCUUGUAUUCCAAUCUUGUUUUGAUCCCUUUGCAAGUUAUUUCAUCCUUGCUGUUACCCUGUGAUGUUUAUGUUCUAUCUUGCCUUAAACUAAAUUCUGACUCUAUAU
Arabidopsis arenosa is the source of this 2721-nucleotide messenger RNA. The record is from the annotation of a GenBank genome assembly. Lineage: Eukaryota; Viridiplantae; Streptophyta; Magnoliopsida; Brassicales; Brassicaceae.